Salvelinus sp. IW2-2015 is the source of this 1903-nucleotide messenger RNA. RefSeq names its product multidrug resistance-associated protein 1-like. Gene Ontology annotation, molecular function: ABC-type transporter activity; ATP binding. Gene Ontology annotation, cellular component: membrane. Gene Ontology annotation, biological process: transmembrane transport. NCBI's taxonomy places the organism in Eukaryota, Metazoa, Chordata, Actinopteri, Salmoniformes, Salmonidae. The record is from RefSeq and is a predicted model, not a curated record.
AACAGGGUAUCACCACCGAUAUUGUGAGAUACACAGCGUUUUUCUCCUACUUCUCACUCCAACUGGCCCAGCUCUUCCUGUGUUGUUUCGCUGACCAGCCUCCAGAGGGGAAAACCGUCCUCGUCAAGAACCCAUGUCCAGUCAAGAUGCCUCUUUCCUGUCGAAGAUGCUCUUCUGGUGGUUUACUGGGCUGGUGGUUAAAGUUAUCGUACCCCUCUGGAAGCUGGAGACCUGUGGAGCCUGAGGGAAGAAGACACAUCGGACAAGAUCAUCUCUGAUCUUGGAGGAGGAGUGACAACAGAAUGCGCCAAACUGCAACAGUAAGAACCAAUUACAAUAUGCAUACUCUCGCCAAACUAAUUCUGUAGCUUCAGAGACUCAGAAUCAAUAAGCUUAAUUUUAUGACAUUGACAUUGUGGUUAAACUUCACAUAGUGGUGCCUAGAACUCUAGAUGAUCGAAGUCCCUUGAGGAGCUUGUUUAGUUGUAAUCGGAAAACAAGCUGUCUCGCUAUGUGACACUUAAGUCCAAAAUAGGUCAAAAGAAGUCCCCUAAGGACAGCAUACUGUAACGUCGAGACACUAGCUUUGAAGAUCCCAUUGUUAAAUUCCAAAACCUUGCGUUAAGCGCUCCUCUACUCACGUGUGAGCAGGAUAAUGCCUUUUAUGGCUGCUGAAAAGUCUUCUCUUCACAUUUUUGCAUCGGAGAUGUGUCAAAUGAACAACCAAGACUGGUUGUUGAAUUUUUCAUCCCUUUGUUUCAUAUUAAAAAAAAACAGGCAACAUGUACGGCCAUCAAACCCAGAUGUCCUCUCUGUCUGUUUGUUUUUCCAGGCAGGAGAAGACCAUCGGCAGGCGUGGCGCGGGCACCAGACUGCCCGACCAGGCCAGAUACUCAGGAGCUGCAGAAGGAGCAGAGCUCCGGCUUCUGUCUGCUUAGAACACUGGCCCGGAACUUCGGACCUUACUUCCUUACUGGGACGAUGUGCAUCAUCUUCCACGACUUCUUUAUGUUUGCCAUUCCUCAGGUGCUCAGUCUUCUUCUGGGCUUCAUGAACGAAGAAGAYGCCCCCCUGUGGAAGGGUUACUUCUACGCUACCCUGAUGUUCCUGUUGUCCUGUCUCCAGUCCCUGUUCAACCAUCAGUACAUGUACACYUGCUUCACCGUGGGCAUGAGAGUGAAGACAGCCGUGAUGGGACUGGUCUACAGAAAGUCUUUGGUGAUCAACAGUGCAUCCAGGAGGACGUGCACAGUGGGGAGAUCGUCAACCUGGUAUCAGCCGACACUCAGAAGCUCAUGGACUUUGUGGUUUACUUCAACGCAGUGUGGAUGGCUCCUAUCGAGAUCGCCUCUGCCUCUUCUUCCUCUGGCAGCACCUAGGCCCAUCUGCGCUAGCCGGAAUUGCCACCGUCAUCCUCAUCUUCCCACUCAACGGAUUCAUCGCCAAGAAAGGAGCAAACUGCAGGAGGUACAGAUGAAGUUUAUGGAUGGGCGAAUCAAGCUGAUGAACGAGAUCCUGAACGGGGAUCAAGAUCCUGAAGUUCUAUGCAUGGGAGAAGGCCUUUCUGGAGCAGGUCCUGGGAUACAGGGAGAAAGAACUGAAGGCCUGAAGAAGUCCCAGAUCCUCUACUCCAUCUCCAUCGCCUCCUUCAACUCAUCCACUUUCCUGAUUGCCUUUUCCAUGUUUGGUGUCUAUGUGCUGAUUGAUGACAAGAACGUCCUAGAUGCCCAGAAGGUCUUUGUCUCCAUGGCUCUCAUCAACAUUCUGAAGACCCCACUGAGCCAGCUACCCUUUGCCAUGAGCACUACCAUGCAGGCCAUUGUCUCGCUGAAGCGCUUAGGGAAAUACCUGUGUUCUGAGGAGCUGAAAGACGACAAUGUAGCCAAGGCCCCUUUGAGUACUG